AUGAUUUUUAACAGCUUCUUCUCCGUUCUUACAUUAACUGUUGCAAAAGAAGCAUGGAGCAGAGAAAGAGCUGUCAAAACCCUAGAACAGCCUGAAGAUAUGGUGCCAGUUCUCUUAUUUACACCCAGGGGGCGCGGGGCGGGCCGGUGUCUAUGGCAACCACUGUCCGGCGGCCGAGGCCGCAGGCUGGCGGCAGGGAGCGGCAGCAGCGCGGGCCCAGCGGUGCCCAAAGGCAGGUUGGCCAGUCCCAGCACUGCGCCGGACGGCGCUUGGUUCCCGCACCUUGGAUUAUUCCAUAGUCAACCCGAAUUGAUCACAGACCAUAUGCUAAAGCAGAUACAAAAUCCAGAAGAGGUUUGGUAUAUUGAGAAGACAUUGCCAGUAGUAUACAAAAUUUGGGAGCAGAAAGCUGUAAAAAAUCACUUUCCAUUUUCAACCCAUGACAACAGGAAUUGUUUACAGAAUGUGGGAGAGUACUUUGAUUUUGUGAGUAUCCAGCACUGAGAAAAUCAGCAAGUUCAUAUCUCUCGACCUGCCAGAGAUUAAACACAAUAUUCUUGCAAAAUUCAUGGAUGCUCAAAAAGGUGAUGAGAGAAAAUGCACAGUAACACCAAUGAUAACAUACACAGAUUGUUGGGACAUAACUUCUUAUGUGUAAUGACAUAUGGGUAUGUCUUCUCAAUCCUCAUAACAAUAUAAUAUGGCAUUUACAGAUACCCAGAAUAGUAUGUAGGAUCUGGCAGGAGUGAUACAUACAUAAUUGACUUCUUGUGGAGCAUAGCAGCCCAAAUCGUGUCACUUUCUCUUAGUCUACAGGUUUAUGAGUUAACCACUUGCAAAAGUGUUUUUGUACUGAUUUUUAAUCUGGACACAGUGAUUGUUUGGUGUGCAAAUGCAAAUCUGGCAUUCUGUUUUGGAAGCAGAGUUUUGGAAGUAUUCUCACACUGCUGUGUUGGUGAAAUUCAUCUCUUCUCACAAAAAGUUAGAAUAAAUGGUCUUUUUGUAGGCAAUUAAGUAGGGAUUGUAAGAAACAACCUGUGAACAAGCUUCAGGACUGUAGCACAGCCUCUCUGGACAUGUCUAUACGAACAGUUAGUGCAUGGCAAGCUAGGGUGUAAAUCUACAGCGCACUAGCCUGCUAUGCACUAACUGUCCAUGUGGACCCUGCUACCGUGCACUAAAAGUUCCAUAUUGUGUUUUAAUGUACUCUGCUUUGAUAGUAGCAUACCUUGUUACAGUCUGUGGGGCUGAAAUAAAGGCUGCUUUGCUAUUCCAGACUCUAGAUAGAUCGUGUGCCCCUCUGGCGCAACCCCAUUUCUCCCGGCUUAUUUGGAGCUAGCAUGAAGCUUACCUCUGUGGUGAGCAAGAGUUAUAGGGGCCUCUCUAUGUAGCUGCUCCACCUGGAAGUUUAGUAGACUAGAGAAGCUUAUAGGAUAUGUGUUUAAAGGUAUCAUAAGGCAGUGGUUCUAACCUUUCAGGGGUCUGAUUUGUCUUGCAUACCCCAAGUUUCAUCUCACUUAAAAAGCUACUUGUUUAUAAAAUUAGACAUAACAAUACAAAGUGUCACAGCAAAAUGGCUUACUUUCUCAUUUUGUUUCUAUGAAAUUGUAGUUUGUACUGGCUUCAUUAGUGCUUUUUAUGUAGCCUGCUGUAAAACUAAGCAAAUAGCUAGAUGAGUUAAUGUACCCCCUGGAAGACCUCUGCGUACCCGUGGUUGAGAAUCACUGUGUUAAGGGAACCACCAUUCUGAGUGAAUUUUUAAAUUUUCCUCUUUUUUCUUUUACGUUUGCAGGUGUAAUAAUUUCAAUUUUGAUUUUUUUUCCUUUUUGGAAUGUUGAUAUGUUUCUAUGCCAGCAAAAGAGACAGCAUGAUCUACUAGACAGUGCACAGAGUAGGGAGUCAGAAACUCCUGUAUUCUGAUUCCUGCUCUUCUACUGAAAACUUUUGUGACCUUCGGCAACUCUUUAGCCCAGAUUUCGAAAAGCAUUCAUUAAUGUUGAAAAUCUUCAGUUCUUUUGCCCAGUGUGUUAUAAUCAAUGCCUGAUAAUUUUCAGAGACACUGAUCACAAGGAACUCUAGUGGGAGUUCAGUGGGAGUUGUGGGUUUAUCACAUAAGAAAAAUCAGACUCUCUGGAUCUCAAGUUUGGCACAC
Messenger RNA from Dermochelys coriacea (leatherback sea turtle), 2152 nucleotides. RefSeq names its product testis expressed 36 (gene TEX36). The record is from RefSeq and is a predicted model, not a curated record. NCBI's taxonomy places the organism in Eukaryota, Metazoa, Chordata, Testudines, Dermochelyidae. The transcript has 4 exons. The coding region runs from base 1 to 504 and encodes 167 amino acids.